GUAAAUCAUCAAACUGGGAAGAAGAGAAUUGGGGUUCCUGGGAUGAAGCAGAAACUCAAGAGCCUGAAGAAGAAGAAGACUUAGCAUCCAAAACGCAAGCAAGUUCCUGGCUUCAGGACUGUGUAAUAUCUUUGUCGCCUGCAAAUGAUCUCAUGGUAAUAGCUCGUGAGCAGAAAGCAGUGUUUUUUGUCCCUGGGGAAAUAUUCUUGAAGAAAUUAAUAUCUUUAUACUUUGCUUCUAGUGAAUAUGUAACCAGUGCAUUAUGUAUCCCACUUGCAAGUCAAAAGAGGAGCUCCACAGGCCGUCCUGACUGGACCUGCAUUGUUGUAGGAUUCACCUCUGGCUAUGUCCGCUUCUAUACUGAGAAUGAGGAACUGAGCAUCCUAUAUCCUUCAGCAAUUGUGACAAUUGACGGUUUUAGCUUAUUUCAGUCUCUCCGGGCUUGUCGAAAUCAAGUAGCCAGGGCUACAGCUGCAGGCAAUGAAAAUGUUCAGCCACCUCCACUAGCCUAUAAGAAGUGGGGUUUGCAGGAUGUGGAUACUAUUGUUGAUCACGUUAGUGUUGGUAUCAUGACUUUAUCACCUUUUGAUCAGAUGAAGACUGCUUCCACUAUUGGCGGAUUUAAUGCAGCUAUAAAGAACAAUCCUCCUGCUAUGUCUCAAUAUAUUACUGUGGGGUCUAAUCCUUUCACUGGAUUCUUCUAUGCCCUUGAGGGCAGUUCACAGCCAUUAUUGUCUCAUGUUGCUUUCACCGUUGCAAGUAAGCUGACAUCUGCAUUCUUUAAUGCUGCUAGCGGCUGGCUUGGCUGGAAAAACAAACAGGAAGAAGAGCCUGUGCAAAAGCAGAAACCCAAGGUUGAACCUGCAACUCCUUUACCUGUGAGGUUUGGAAUCCCAGAUUCUCGUCGACAUGGAGAAAGGAUAUGUUUGUCACCUUGUAAUUCUUUAGCAGCAAUUACUGAUGAUUUUGGAAGGAUUCUUCUAUUGGAUGUUGCAAGAGGUCUUUCUGUUCGCAUGUGGAAAGGCUAUCGUGAUGCACAGGUUGGUUGGAUUCAGAUUGCAGAAGACCUACAUGAAAGGGAAUCGAUAAAGAUAGACUUUUCUUCUCCUAGUACCCCUCAGGGACCAAGCAGAGUGGCUCAGUUCCUGGUGAUUUAUGCUCCUAGGAGAGGAAUUUUGGAAGUAUGGAGUACCCAACAAGGUCCAAGGGUUGGAGCCUUCAACGUAGGAAAACACUGCAGAUUGCUGUAUCCUGGCUAUAAAAUAAUGGGGUUGAACAGCGUAACAAGUCAGGGUUGGCAGCCUCAGACUUAUCAGAUCUGCCUUGUUGAUCCAGUAUCAGGAACAGUAAAAACAGUUCACGUACCUUUCCAUUUAGCUCUGAGUGACAAGAAGAGUGAGCGAGCAAAGGAUAUGCAUCUAUUGAAAAAAUUGGCUGUCUUGCUGAAAGCUAAAACAUUAAAUUUGGAUACGGUUGAGAUGGAAGUAAAGGAAUUAAUACUAGAUGUUAAAUAUCCUUCUACUAAAAAACAGGCUUUAGAAAGCAUCCUGGCAAAUGAGCGUUUGCCGUUAUCUUUUCUGAUGAACAUCACUCAAACAUUGAUGGAGACCUUUAAAAAUCAGGGGAACUCCCUUCUGCUCAGUGUGUGGCUUUCCAAGGAAAAGAUCGUUCUUCAAAGAACCCAGUCAGUUUGCUGCCUUCAAGCUGCGUUGUCACUUCUGAGCAGAAUGACAGAUGAUUCUUGGGAUUCUCAGUCCAUUUCCCCCUGGUGGCAGCAGAUGAGAACAGCUUGUAUUCAGUCUGAGAAUAAUGGAGCUGCUUUGGUAUUUGCUCAUGUUGGGCAUUCAGUAACAGCACAGAUAAGUGAUAGUGUUGCAGAAAAAAAGUUUCCCCAAAUAACUGUAGGUGCUGAUACAGAUUCCUGGGAAGCCCUCUCUCUUGAUAUAGAAUACUGGAAGCUUCUCCUGAAACAAUUAGAGGAUUGCCUAAUACUUCAGACACUCCUGAAUAGUAAACUGAGCAAGAAGACAAGCCCAGUUUCUUCUUUGCAGGCUGAGCCCCUCGGGAGACUUUCUGUAAAGAAGUUGCUUGAAGGAGGAAAAGGAGGCGUUGCUGACAGUGUAGCCAAAUGGAUUUUUAAGCAAGACCUCAGUUUGUCCUUACUCAGAUUAGGCCGACAGAACAAUGAAGCAGAAAGCAAGGAGAAACCACAGCAGACUGACAGCAAUUUUGUAGGUGAAGGUGGAGAAGACCAGCCGAGCAUGGAACCCAUGUUAGAACUACUCCGUUUAGCAUACGAACAGUUUCCUUGCAGCCUGGAGAUGGAUGUCCUCCAUGCUCAUUCCUGCUGGGAGUAUGUUGUACAGUGGAACAAAGACCCAGAGGAAGCACAUUUUCUCAUCAGAGCCAUAGAACAUCUUGGAUGCAUUGAUAAUGGUUAUAUUCAACAUGGAAUUGCUCUAAUGAUGUGGAACACAUUCAUAGUGAAAAGGCUGUCUGCAGCUACCUACUUAAUGGACAAGGUUGGAAAAGCACCAAAAGACAGGUUAUGCAGACGGGAUGUAGGGAUGAGUGACAACGCAGUGUCCUGUUUCCUUGGGUCUUGCUCAGAUCUUCUUCAGAUUCUCAUGGAGGCUGAUAUACGGUGUGAUGAAAUGCCACUUCCUGUGCUGGACACAGAAGAUGCCUGGGUGUCUGUUGAAGGACAAAGCUCGUUAGUGGAGUUAGCACUUGAACAGAAACACAUCCAUUAUCCUCUGGUUGAGCACCAGUCCGUGCUCUGCAUCAUUUUGUAUGGAACCAUGAAGUUCUCCCUGAAGAGUGUGAAACCCCUCUCUCUUUUUGAUAGCAAGGGUAAAAAUGCUUUUUUCAAAGACUUGACUUCAAUUCAGUUACUGCCUAGUGGAGAAGUAGAUCCCACUCUGCUUAGCUUACGCCAUCAAUUCUUAACCAAACUGGUGAGUGCACUGGCUCAGGCCCAAGCUCCGUCUCAGAUGUCAGACAGAUCGGAAGAAGUUGCAGUGUCACUAAAGGAUAGGGAUUGGCCUGCCUUGGCUUUGGAUCUGGCACAUCAUCUUCAAAUUUCUGAGGAUAUAAUCAGACGGUACUACGUGUGUGAGCUCUAUAAUUACGGCCUGGAUCAUCUUGGAGAAGAGGCUGUUCUUCAGGUAGAGGACAAAGAAGUGCUUGCAUCCCAGUUGUUGGUUCUGGCUGGACAGAGGCUGGCCUAUGCUUUACUGCACACUCAAACAAAAGAAGGCAUGGAGCUCUUGGCCAGACUACCUACAACACUUUGCACUUGGCUUAAAGCUAUGGAUCCACAAGAUCUUAAAAAUGUAGAAGUGCCAAUUACUACAACAGCUAAAUUGGUAAAUAAAGUGAUAGAACACCUACCAGAAAACCAUGGGCAGUAUAGCAUUGCCUUGCAUUUAAUUGAAGCUGUGGAAGGAAUGUCAUGACAACAAGACUGAAACUGAAGCAUGGUGGCUAAACAGGUCUCUAAUAAAAAUGAAGAUUGUAUAUAAGAACCAGAAUCAUCUUGAUGAAACAGUCUCAACAUCUUUGGUAAUCUAACAGUUCAAGACUUUCGGGGAUGAUAAAUAUAUGUUAAGAUCUACCGUUGGUGGGUAAUACCAGCAGUGUGUAUAUUUGUGUAUAACUCUAAAUAUUUAUUUCUAAUACCGAGCAUUUGUGUAAUAGUUUGCUUAAGAACAAUUUAGUGCUGUUCAAAUUAACAUAUUAAGAAUUUCCUAUGUGCUAGAAAAUAGACUGCUUUUUAAAUGUUAAAACAAGAUGAAUUCAACCAGAAGCCAAGAAAUCAGAGCUCUUAAAUAUUAUGUAUGCUGGUUAGGUAAUACUUCUUCAAAAUGAUAGCCUAAUUACAUUUAAUCAAGAGGCAAUUGGCCAUAAACUUGCAGCAUUAAAGAAUGGCUUUCUACAGUUAUAUUAUAGCUGAGUUUUCACAAUAAAAACAGUAUCAACUUAUGAGGAGCAAGCUGUCUGAUGAGAAAAAUUAUCAUUGUGGAAACAAAAAAAGGUGUUGCCUCUUCAUGUUUUAAAUAUCAAAUAAAAUCAGGAAUCUAAUUUUAGUUUA
This is a messenger RNA of Thamnophis sirtalis, 4093 nucleotides long. NCBI's taxonomy places the organism in Eukaryota, Metazoa, Chordata, Lepidosauria, Squamata, Natricidae. The record is from RefSeq and is a predicted model, not a curated record.